Molecule: messenger RNA, 1966 nt
Organism: Impatiens glandulifera
Lineage: Eukaryota; Viridiplantae; Streptophyta; Magnoliopsida; Ericales; Balsaminaceae
Product: 3-phosphoinositide-dependent protein kinase 2-like
Exons: 12
Coding region: 233-1690 (485 amino acids)
Biological process (GO): intracellular signal transduction; peptidyl-serine phosphorylation
Molecular function (GO): ATP binding; protein serine/threonine kinase activity
Source: RefSeq, a predicted model, not a curated record
UGGCUAAUGGAGAAGGGAAAGUAGUAAAGAGAAGAUGAAGAAGGUGAAGAAAGAAGACAUGAAAUCCACCGCAAUCGGUUCGUUAAUCGUCGGACGGAUUUUCAAUCCUUAUUGAUUAGUCUUCCAUUCUAUCUAGGGCUGUGAACUAAAGCUGAUUUCCUUGCACAAAUGCAUACAGAAUUCAUGGAGAUAUGUGCAUCUGCUCAAAACAGUGUGGCUGUGUAAGACUAGUAUGGAGAAGGAUUUUGAUGAGAAGCUCAAGCUUCAGACCAAUUCUUCCGAUGACGGCAACGUGCAACAGCAACCUAAUAGAGUCGUGUUCAGAGCUCCACAAGAGAAUUUCACCAUCCAUGACUUCGAAUUGGGCAAGAUCUAUGGCGUCGGUUCUUAUUCUAAGGUUGUGCGGGCUAAGAAAAAAGACACGGGAAUGGUGUAUGCAUUAAAAGUCAUGGACAAAAGGUUCAUUGCUAAAGAAAAGAAAAUAGCAUAUGUGAAGAUGGAGCGAAUUGUGUUAGACCAGUUGGAUCAUCCUGGGGUUAUAAGGCUAUUUUUCACUUUUCAAGAUACCUUCUGCCUGUACAUGGCACUCGAGUCUUGUGAAGGUGGAGAACUUUUUGAUCAAAUAAUCAGGAAGAGAUGUUUAUCAGAAGAUGAAGCUCGUUUCUAUGCGGCAGAAAUUGUAGAUGCUUUAGAAUACAUACAUGGCAUGGGAUUGAUACACAGAGAUAUUAAGCCAGAAAACCUUCUAUUGACUACUGAUGGGCAUAUUAAGAUAGCCGAUUUUGGUAGUGUGAUGCCCAUGAAAAAUAGUCAAAUUACUGUCCUCCCAAAUGUUGCUUCCGAUGACGAGGAAUGCAACUUUGUUGGGACAGCUGAUUAUGUACCACCUGAAUUCUUGGAUUCUUCUCCAGCAACUUUUGGAAAUGACCUUUGGGCACUGGGGUGCACUUUGUACCAGAUGCUUUCAGGAACUUCACCCUUUAAAGCUGCAAGCGAAUGGCUUAUAUUUCAAAGAAUUACUGCAAGGGAUAUCAAAUUCCCUGAUUACUUCUCAGUUGAAGCGAGGGAUCUCAUAGACCAGUUGCUGCAUGUGGAUCCUAGUAAAAGACCAGGUGCUGGCGAAGAUGGUUAUGUUUCUCUCAAGAAACACCCAUUCUUUUGUGGAAUUGACUGGACGAACAUAAGGACUCAAACCCCUCCAAAUCUAGCUACAGAUCAACAAGCUCUUUCAAGUGACAGUGAAGAUGGUCAAAGUUCUUGGAAUCCAUCACAUGUUGGCGAUGGCUUGGUCUUGCACAUUGAAGAAAAUGAAAGCCCUGCAGCACCUUCCGAGUACAGUAAUAUAACUCCCCUUGCUUCAAUUGACUCAUUUGAUUCAAAAUGGCAACAGUUCUUGGAACCCGGGGAAUCGGUUCUCAUGUUCUCAACUGUGAAGAAAAUUCAGAAACUAAUGAACAAGAAAGUGCAACUUAUCCUUACUAAUAAGCCAAAGUUAGUCUAUAUGGAUUCUUCAAAUUUAGUGGCGAAAAAGGAUAUUCUCUGGUCUGACAAUUCCAAUGAGCUUAGCAUACAAGUUGUGACUCCUUCACAUUUCAAGAUCUGCACUCCGAAGAAGAUUUUUGCAUUUGAGGAUGCAAAACAGAGAGCUUUCGAAUGGAAAAAUGCAAUUGAGGCUGCCCAAAAUAGAUGAAUUCUCUAUGUGUUAUAGUGAUCAGGUUUUAUGAUUAUUCAUUUUUUAUGUAGAAGAAACCAGUCCUAAAAAAGCUGUCAUAAUUUAUUAUUUGAAAGGAAAUUAUUGAUUCAUGUUGCAAUUUCUAUGAUACAAGAUUCAUGAUUUUUGUUGGCAUACAUAAAAAAGGAUUUGGAAUUGCAAUUUUUCAUCUUCACUGUUGUUGUAAUUAGAGUUACAGCUCUUGUAUCUGAAACUAAAUAUGAAUCCUAAUAUGUUAUUUUAUUUUUUUAUGGU